Myripristis murdjan (pinecone soldierfish) is the source of this 14204-nucleotide messenger RNA. It is a transcript of the gene wnk3, whose product is annotated as WNK lysine deficient protein kinase 3. The transcript is spliced from 25 exons. Gene Ontology annotation, biological process: protein phosphorylation. Lineage: Eukaryota; Metazoa; Chordata; Actinopteri; Holocentriformes; Holocentridae. Gene Ontology annotation, molecular function: ATP binding; protein serine/threonine kinase activity. The record is from RefSeq and is a predicted model, not a curated record. The coding region runs from base 1061 to 11395 and encodes 3444 amino acids.
CUGUGGCAAGUGUAUUCAGCAUUCGGGGGGGGAAACGGCAAGCGCUUUCAGUACACUAGGACCACCAAAUGGCCGUGUGAGUCGUACGUUUGUAAAUGCUGUAAAUAAUUUAUUAUCAUUAAUAUGAUUCAAAUUCGAGUGUAACUUAAUGGCCAGGUGCACAAGUUUGAGUCGAGUAACCGUUGAGCGAGUGGAAAAAUCUGUACACCAACGGCAAGCAUCGUCUGAACUGGAGCACGUAACGUUCAGGCUACACCAAGUGCUUUCUGACAGACCAAGGCUCGACGACUCCAGCGAGAUUUUCAAGGCGACAACACCACGACAAGCAUGUGAAAUGUAAAAAAAAAAAAAAAAAAAGAAAGAAAAAUACAAGAACGCGCGUUUUUUUUUUAAAAGAAGCUCUUUGUACAUGUAUUUUUUAGGUGUAAUAUAAUUUUUGUACGUAAAGCCCGAUGUAAAUCUUGUAAUAACCUUUUGAAUCGUCUUGUAAAUAGCUAACGGAAAGAAAAAAAAAAAAUACUCGGUCCCAGUGAGUUAUGCUAGCCAUCUAGGCUGACCAGUUGUUUUGUAAUAUAUCUCGACCGACGACAUGUGAUGCUACGUUUGGGAUUUACUUGAAGAUAUUGACACACCAUUUUGCAAGAGGAGGCCACAGCUAUUCUUACAGUUGAAAAAACCCUGACUUUAGUGUGUGUAUGUGAGAAUUGGAUGAAGUGUGGUUUGCUUCAGUUAGUAUUGAGCCUAAGUGGACUAUGUAGGAAAUGGAGAAGAAGAAACUGAGGACAGAAACUAGUCUCAGACAGCUCUGGUCCCUUCCUUGUGUGGUUCUGUAAAACAUCCAAGGAAAGGAGAGACAGAGGGACAAGAGAGGCAGAGGGAUCACCAGUUUGGCUGAGAUCGGCCCUAAGUCGCCUGCAGCACUGGAAGAACAUCCUGACUGACUAGAAGGGGUGAGAGGGAGACCACAGAAAGAGAGAGAGACGGGGACUGACGGAGAAUCAGAGGUUCGGAGGAGGAGGAGGAGGAGGAGGGGUAGGAGGAGUGGGAAAGGCCAUUCCCUAUGGCAACUGACCCUGGAGAACCCACAGGCACGGAGGACUCCUCGGAUAAACCUGAUGGACAGAGGGAGGAGGAGACGGAGCGGGAGGGCAGGGCCGGCCCAGAGAGGGAGAGGACACGCAGCACCCCCUCCGACUUCCCCUCCUCCCAGACUCAGGCGAGGAGAGCGGCAGAAGGAGAGGAAGGAGGACCCCGAGGAGGGGGAGGAGGCAGGGAGGCAGGUAAGGAGGGCGAGGAGAACCCAAUUAGGCUGAUGUCGUUCUCCACGCCCUCCUCACCAGCUGCUCACGGCCACAGCAAGCUGAGGAGGGAGAAGCGCUUCUUCAGGAAGAGUGUGGAGAUUUGUGAGGAGGAGGACGAGGUGGAGGAACCGCCAGAGGCUCCCCACAGCGCCCCCCACCUGGAGUUGCGUUCCUCAGACUCAGUCUUCACCAGCAGUGUCCCGCAGCAGGGUGUUGCCUCAGCCUGUGCUGCCCUGGGCCACGACCCAUCCUGCCCUAGCUCCAGCCAGGAGCCGGGCAAGGAUGUCCCUACCUCCACAUCCACCCAGAGGGGCAAGGAGAGGGACCGUGAGCAAGAGGAGGAGGCAGAGAUGAAGGCUGUGGCCACCUCUCCGGGAGGCAGGUUCCUCAAAUUUGACAUUGAAUUGGGCAGAGGAGCCUUCAAGACUGUGUACAAAGGCCUGGACACAGAGACCUGGGUGGAGGUAGCCUGGUGUGAACUUCAGGACCGCAAAUUGACUAAGGCAGAACAGCAACGCUUCAAGGAAGAGGCAGAGAUGCUCAAGGGGCUCCAGCACCCCAACAUUGUCCGCUUCUAUGAUUCCUGGGAGUCUGUGCUCCGUGGCAAGAAGUGCAUUGUACUGGUCACUGAACUCAUGACCUCAGGAACACUCAAAACUUACCUGAAGCGCUUUAAGGUGAUGAAACCCAAAGUCCUGAGGAGCUGGUGUAGGCAGAUCCUGAAGGGCCUUCACUUCCUCCAUACCAGGACCCCUCCAAUAGUCCACCGGGACCUCAAGUGUGACAAUAUCUUCAUCACAGGACCUACAGGUUCAGUCAAGAUAGGAGACCUGGGACUGGCCACACUUAUGAGGACAUCCUUUGCCAAGAGUGUCAUAGGAACUCCAGAGUUCAUGGCUCCAGAGAUGUAUGAAGAGCACUAUGAUGAGUCUGUGGAUGUCUAUGCCUUUGGGAUGUGCAUGCUGGAAAUGGCUACUUCAGAAUACCCUUACUCUGAGUGCCAGAAUGCUGCUCAAAUCUAUCGCAAAGUCACAAGUGGUAUAAAACCAGCCAGCUUUGAUAAAGUCAAUGACCCAGAGAUUAAAGAGAUCAUCGAGGGCUGCAUUCGUCAGAACAAGAGCCAGAGACUCUCCAUCCGAGACCUCCUUACCCAUGCAUUCUUUGGAGAGGACACAGGGGUGCGCGUGGAGCUGGCAGAGGAGGACACUGGCUUACAGGACUGUCUAGCUCUACGGAUUUGGGUGGAGGAGCCCAAGAAGCUGAAGGGCAAGCACAAGGACAAUGAGGCCAUUGAGUUCAGCUAUGACCUGGAGAAUGAUAGUGCUGAGGAGGUGGCUCUGGAGAUGGUGAAGUCAGGCUUCUUCCAUGAGAGUGAUGCAAAGGUGGUGGGCAAAUCCAUCCGGGACCGAGUUAAUCAGAUCAAGAAGUCGCGUGAGCGUCGUCAACAGCAGCUGCUCCAACAGCAGGGUUUUGAGGAGAGAGGGGACUCCACCCUCACCUCCUACACCUGUUCCCAUCCAUCCUGCCCCUCCUCUUUGGGGCCAGGGGCAGCAGGGCAGACCGGAGGAGGAGGGCAGGAGCCUGAGGAGCUGCCAGAGGCAGAUCAGCAUGUCACGCAGCAGCAUAUUCUCAGCACGACAACCCUCAACCUGCCAGAGCGUGAGAGCAUUGGGUCAGCUAGCUGUGAAUCUUAUGCAAGUGGACAGAGCCAGGCAUACUCUCAGCAAGGGGAAUCAUAUACCCACCCCCAAACUAUUCUCCAGUCUGCUGUGUCUGGUACUACGGCUGUGGGUCACCCCCAAAUGCUCCCUAUUGGUCAGAGUGGCGGUGGUCUUAAUGUGCCUCAGAGUGGUGGUAUCUCGAGCACGUCUGUAGGCCAAAGUGGAGGGGCACCUGUUGGUCCAACGUUUAUUCAGCCCAGUCCCAUGGCAACACAGGUCUCACCAAAUGUACCUCAACCAUUUUCCCAGACACAGCCCUACCAUUCAGAUGGAUCACAAAUUGCCACUCCCCAUGGGUCAAUGGCCCCCUCACAAUCAUACAUACCCCCAGUUUCUCCACAAGCACCCAUUAAUGUCCUCACUGCGCCACUCUCAAUUAGUGAUCCUGCUGGACUAGUGGGGACCAUUGUGCCCCUCGCUCAGCAGAGCCAACCCACUGCCACUCCCAUACAGCUCACUGACAUCAUCCCCCAGACAGCACCCCAGCAAACACAGCAUGUCAUGAUCCCUCAGCAAACUAUUGUUCAACAACAACAGAUUGGGUUGGAACCGCAGACCAACACCCUGCAGCAGCAGCAGCAAAUGGAGGCUCAGGCCGCUCUGCUCCAACAGCAACAAGCUAAUGCCAUUCCGCAGCCCCAGGCUACAUCGGCUACCAUACAGCCACCGAUUGAACAGAAUCAACAGAACCUUUCAACUACGGCUGUCCAGCAACAUCCACCUGAGCCUCAGAAGCAGAUCUAUGUACAGCAGCCCAUACUGCAUGUCCAGCCACAUUCUCAGCAGACAGUUUUACCAACACAAACAGGUAUGGAGCAGCAAGCCAUGUCAUUACCACAGCCAGGGGAAAACCCUCAGACUCUUAAACAGCAACCACAAAUGGAUCCUCUUGAGCAGACUGUGAUCCAACAACAACAACAACAACAUCAUCAACUACAACUACAGCAACAACAACAACUGCAGCAGCAGCAAGCUCUAUUACGACAACAACAGCAGCAGCAGCAACAACAACAACAACAACAACAGUUGGAGCAGCAGCAACAAGCUUUACUGCUUGAGCAACAACAGGCGUAUAUCCAACAGCAGCUUGACCAGCAGCAGCAAAAAGUGCUGCUUCAACAGCAGCAACAACAGGUCCAAUUACAACUGGAGCAACAACAAGCACUCAUGCAAAAGCAAAUUUUGGAUCAGCAGCAACAGCAAACUCUUCUGCAACACCAACAGCAACAGGAGCAGCAGCAGCAACAAGCUCUUCUACAACAGCAACAACAGGAGAAACACACAUUUCUACAGCAACAAUUGGAGCAACAACAACAACAACAGACUCUUCUACAGAAACAUCAGCAACUGGAGCAACAGCAGCAGACCCAGUUGCAUCAACAAAUUGAACAACAGCAGUCUGGAGUACAAAAACAGCCACAGAUGCCACAGCAAAUUGAACAACAGCAGCAACAAGUUGUGCUGCAACAGCAGACCCAGUUACAACAGAAGAUGGAACAAUUGCAGCAGCAAGUCUUACUCCAGCAACAAAUGGAACAACAACAACAGCAAGCACUAUUACAACAACAUUUACAACAGCAAGUUAUUUUACAACAGCAGCAACAGCAAGCUCUUCUACAGAAACAGCAACAAGAGCAGCAGCAAGCCCAACUCAAGCAGCAACUGGAACAGCAGCAGCAACAAGCUUUGAUGCAGCAACAGUUGGAUCAUCAACGCCAACAACAAGCACUGUUACAGCAACAACAAGCAGAGAGACUGCACCAACAGGCCCUGAUACAGCAGCAACAGAUUCAAGAGCAACAGCAGCAACAAGCAGCCAUAAUUCAACUUCAGCAAACUGAGAAACAAGAGACUGUCCCUAUUCUACAAAGCAACAGUGAGCAGCAGGCAUUGAUUCCACAGCAAUCAGCUGAUACACAGACGGUGUGUAUCCCACAGCUAAACACUGCUCAGUUUCCUCCUCACACCACUCUCAAUCAGCAGCAAGUGGUAGAGCAACAGCAGCAAGGACCACCAGUCCAACAACAGCAAGCCUACAUCACCCAGCCACAGCAUCACAUCUCUGUAAUGGAAUCUCACAUCCCAAUUGGAGUUCCAGCCAGCUCGGAGGUGAUUCAGCUGCAAACUCAAAUUUCCUCCCAGGCCCAGGUGCCAGUGGCCAUUCCUACCACGCAGAUCCCUAUCCAGACACCUGCUGUGAUCCAGGCCCAAGUCUUUACCCAGCAUGGUCAAAGUGAAGCUUAUCCCCAAAGCCAAGGCCAGAUCCCAGUUCAACUCACAGGCCCACCUGCAGCCCCAGUAGCUCAGACUGUGAUUGAGGCCCAAGUACCUCCUCAAGUGGCCACCAUCCUGGGACAGACACAACCCAUCCAAACCCAACAAGUUCCUUUACAGACCACUCAUCCGAUCCCUGUUGCUCCCACACAGAGCCAAGUGGCUUCUCAGCCAUUAAUCCAGAGCCAGCCCCUGUGCCCAAUUAAUCAGGCUCAGCCACCACAGGGGCAGAACCCAAAUGUUGACACUCAGAUGGUGGGCCAGCAGAGUCAAGCCCAUGUCCAACCUCCAGCUGUGAUUGCUUCAAUUCCCUGUCAGAUUCAACAUGAAGCGCCAGUUCAACAGAGUGCUCAAAUACAAGGCUUGUUACAGUCCCAGCUCCAGCCACAGAACCAAGUCCAGCCUCAUAGCCAAGUGUGUGCCCAGGCUGCUUCUGGCCUUUUGGCUCCCCAGUAUGUCCCAACACCUCAACCCACCCACCAAAUCAUGCCGUCAGUACAACCUGAUGUCACCCACAUUACCCAGCAGCAGCAACAGCCUCCAAUACUGCAGUAUCAGCAGAUGAUUCUGUCUCCUGGCUCCGUUGGGACUGUUGGACCUAUCACAGCUGCUCCUAGCUCAGUAGCUGACCCAGGAACCUUCACCCCUGCCUCUCAUCCUAUGCAGCAGACCAGACAAGCCUAUGUUCAGGGCCAAACAACGCUACAGACAGUUGUCCAGGCCCAGCAGCAGCCCACAGGAAGCACAGCGGCACCUUCGGUCAUUCAGUCAAGCUCCCAGCCUCCUGUGCCUCAGCCUGUUGAGCAAUACCAGCAACAGCUGCAGCAGCUUUCACAAGUGCAACAAGUAAUAGCACCACCUCCACAGCAACAGCCACCUCUACAGACCCCGCUACCAGCACAGACCGCCCCAGCUACCAUUCAGAAACCACAUCUUAUCCAGCAGACUUUGAUACCCCUUGAUGACAGUCAGCUACCCCCUCAAUGUCAGAUUGCUCCACAUCUGGUGCCCCAACCUUCUGCACAGAUAGUCCCCAGUAAUGUGGUCCAGUCUCAGACGCAGCCCAAAGUCCUGCCCCUCUAUAGUCAGGUAGUGGCAGGCCCACCUCCAUCCCCUCAGCACCACACCAAGCAGAUGCUGCCAGCUCACACACACACACAGACCAAUGUCCAGGCCCAAACACACACCCAGACACAGACACAUGCUCAGACACAGGCUCACUCUCACACUCAGACACACACUGAGACACCUGUAACUGAACAGCCUGUGCUGCCCCAUGCUGUCUUUCCUGCCCAACAAAUGCCCCCUAGCCCCUCUCAUACCUCCUGCCCCCCAGCAUCACUAGCAUCUCUUUCAUCCCUACAAUCCUUCCAUCCUGCUGCUGGCCCUGCUCCAGAGCUGCCCACAUCCCCACCAGAGGCUCAGAUAACCUUACCAGGGCAGGCUGACUCUGUACCCACCUCCCCUCCUCCUGUCACCACUCUACAGUCGCUUGAAUCUAAUGCCCCCUUGCUGCCCCAAACCUCGCUGCAAGACUGUGAGCCUCCCCUGCUGGGUAUUGCUCAGGACAGUUCAAAUCUGUUCAGCGCAGAACGUCAUUCUUCGUCAGGGUCUGCUCCAGCCAAUGGAGAAGAUGCUCUGCAGCUCUUGGCCAAUGGGAAACUCGAGAAACUGAAGUCUCAGAGGAGACCAUCCUGUCAGAGGCCUGAGAAAGCUUCACACCAGUUUCAACUGAGCAUGCUCCAGGUUUCCAGCAGUGGGGACAAUAUGGUAGAAUGCCAGCUGGAGACCCAUAGCAACAAGAUGGUGACAUUCAAGUUUGACAUUGAGGGGGAUGCACCUGAGGACAUUGCAGAUUACAUGGUGGAGGAGGACUUUGUCCUUGAGUUGGAAAAAGAGAAAUUUGUUGAGGAGUUGAGAGCCAUUGUAAAGAAAGCCCAAGAAAUUCUUCAAACACAUUCACAGACUGGAUCUAUUGACCAGUUACAUGUGAGCACUCCAACUGGCUCUGCAAUGGACUCAGUGCCCCAGUCCUCUCCAGUUGGUCGUUGGCGUUUCUUCAUUAACCAGACCAUCCGCCACAGAGAUUCUCAGUCCAACCAGGGAGCUGCCACACCACCACCCAUUGGCGAAACAAGGGUACCUCAGUCCCCUAAAACAGACAAAGAAGGUGAGGGAUUCCAGAGAUCAGAGUCCUUGACUGGAAUGGCCUCUCCUUCCUGCCCUACCUUAUCUGCCACCUCUCCUCCUGUCUCCACUGUCUCAGCCCCGGCCUCUAUGUCCCCCCCGGUCACUGCUGCCCCUGCUCCUGACACCACUGCCUCUGACAGUGUCUCUGCACCAGCUUCCACUCUUAUAGCCUCUGUCCCUGCUGCUGUCUCUGCUGGACUUGAACUGCCAGCCCUCAUCUCAGCUUCUGUUGACCAAAUCCCAAGUGUCCCUUCAUCCAUGACCACUCUAGCAACUGCUGCAGUAAACCUUCCCACCCUGGCCACUGCCCUUACUGCUGUGUCUCCCAUCACUACUGUCGGUCUGUCUGAUGUCCUCACAUCUCCCGGGACUAGUGGUAGCUCUAAUGUAGGUCAAAGCAUAGGGGAUGCAGGUCUAACUGCUCUUGGACAGUGUGUGGCAGCAGGGGAACACUCUUCCACCUCUGUUCAUUCCCCUCCUCCUGCUGCUACAGUGACCUCUCCCUUGGUCAGCCAUGUUGGCCUGGAGCAGCAACAGACACUGGCGCAGAUGGCCAGACAAGCUCCAUCACAACCACAGGCACAGUUACACCCAACAUUACAGCAGCAGGUUCCACCAACUCAACAUCAACUACAGACAGCGAAGCUGGAACAAGUACCACUGGCACAACAAAUUCAGCAGGUGCCACCACCCCAAGAACCACAACCGCAGCAGCAAGUGUUCCAAGAACAAAUUCAGCUGCAGCAGGAGCAAGCACUGCAGCAAUCCCUCCAGCAGUUACAACAACAGCAACUAAUUCAGCAACAAAUACCACUUCAACAACAGCCAACUGAGGUGCAGAUGUUGCCUCACUCAGGUCAAACAGAGUUGCUACAGCAAUCUGUGCCUCUCCAACAGUCUCUGCCACCAGCAGAAGUGCUGUCAGUGCCCCUGCAGCAGACCCAACAAAUGCCUGUCCAACAGCAAGCACCACAAUAUAAUCCUCAGUUAUUGCAACAGCCUCAACUACAACAGUUACAGCAACAAGCUGUGGUACCACAAGCGGCUGGAGUGCCUCAGCAGCAGGCCCAUAUUGACCAGCAACAGCAGAAACAGUUAGGGCUGCAACAGACAAUACACUUACAGCAACAGCAAAUACUACAACAGCAGCAACAGUUGUUUAUGAGUGCUGCGGCUUUAAAGCCAGAUAAAACUCAAAUGCUCCCCCUGUCAAUCAGUCAACAAUUUGUUCCACAGCAGGCAUCACUAAACCUUAGCCUUGCCCCACAGCAACAGAUUCAACAACAACAAACUCAAAUCUCAUUAGAGCAGACCCAACAACGUAUACAGUCACAGCAAUUGCUUCAACAAAUUCAGCAUCAACAGGAGGUGGUUAAAACCAUGGAGACACCUCAGAAACAGCAACAAAUUCCACUGCAGAAACAGUCCUCGUUCCAGCAGUCAGAGUCAGAACUGUCUACAGGAGAGGCCAGUGUCACAGAGGACACCGGCAGCCACUCUGCCCCACUGCACCCUUCCUCUGACUCCUCCCUGCCCCCUCUCCCCCUGGGUGCCCCUGAAACCUCCUUACCCCCUCUCACCCUUACAAUGACACCAUCCCCUGCUCAGCCUUCCUCAGUAGCCGAGUCAGACAGUGAGGGGCCCCCCAAAAUUGAAUUUGUAGACAAUCGUAUGAAGACGCUGGAUGAGAAGCUGAGGAACCUGUUGUAUCAGGAGUACAGCAGUGGAGCAGUGCUGGCUGGGGGUGCUGCUGCAACCUCCACUGCAGCCCCUGCCACAGCAUCAGCAGCCUCCACGUCGGCAGGAGGGGACGAGUCAUCUGAGCCACACUCGCUCCACCCCUUGUCUUUCCCACCACCUGCCUCCUCCUCAGACACCUCCCCACACUCCUCAUCCUCCACUACUUCCUCUACCACCUCCCGUUCCUCCUCCACCUCCCCUGACCUUGAGGGGGAUAGAGGAGGAGAAGAGGCUUUCUCAGAGGUGCCUGCCUCUGCUGAAUUGGGCCCAGUGGAGCAGCAGCCUGCUCCGUCUCUCCCUUCUACCUCCACCUCCUCCAUCCCCCCGAACUCCCUCUUGCCUCCCAAUCAGGAUGACUCUGUUGUGCCCCACCACCCACCAGUGCCAGGAGAACCAACUAUUCUUGCUGUUCCCCCACACUCUGACACCAGUACCGCAGGUGAUGCAUCGUGGCCCCCCAAUCAGCUCCCGAUCCCCCUCCGGCACGGACAGCAGCAGCACAAUGCAGGAGGUGGAUAUUUUGGCCUAAACCUGACAUGUCCUAGUAUCAGAAAUCCUGUUAGCAAGAAAUCCUGGACUCGCAAAUUCAAAAACUGGGCGUGCAAACUGCGCCACUCCGCCAGCUUGUUCAAGAAGCCCAGAGUCCAGCAAGAUGGUCACUCCAGCAAUCAGGCUGUGAGAGAGGAGAAGGAGGCUGCCCCCUUAAAUCCACCUCAGUCACGCAAAGGACGAUUUCAGGUUACUCCAGUGCCUCAGCUUCCUGACUCCUCUCCUCCCAAAGGGGCACCCUCAGGUGAGGGAAGUGGUCACAGGAAAGUGGGGCGCUUUUCUGUGACCCAGGCUGAAACUAGGAAAGAGGAUAGGCUGACUGACAGUUCCCCAGUGUCUCCUGAUUUGGAGAGGGAGAGGAGGAGAACUCGAGGGAAGGAAGGAGAGAAAGAUGAGGGCAAGAGGACCCCAGCAUUGUCCCAUCCAUCCCGAGGCCAUGGGCACAGUCACUCACCCCUGGGCAGCAGUGAUGAUGAUGAAAGCGAGCUCGAAGAUGAAGACCUUAGGAGAGAACUUCACAAACUCCGAGAGAAGCAUAUCAAAGAGGUGGUUUCUCUUCAGGCCCAGCAGAACAGAGAGCUACAGGAACUAUACAGACAGCUACGUUCCCUCAAAGACCACAGGCAGACUCUGCCUCUCCCACUCCCACGAACUCCUCCUCUUCCCACAGCACCUCCAGCCCUCUCCCCUCGGAGGCCCCGCCCCGCCAAAGUCAAGCUUCGGCCCCGGCCUCACUCUCACAUGGACAACAACGGAGUUGCACAUCCUGGGAUUCAGCAGUCCAGUAGUUUUUCAGGGGGUGAACAGAGUAGACUGCCUUUGUACUGCAACCCAGAGCACUGCACCUCCCUGUCCACUAGAAGAGAUCACAGUCCUCCCAGAAAGAGCACAUUCACAGAUGAAUUACACAAACUGGUUGAUGACUGGACUAAGGAGACAGUGGGCCCUGCUCCUCCCAAGCCCUCACUUAAUCAGAUCAAGCAGAUUCAGCAGGUGCAAGAUUUGGGAGGCUGGAGCCAGCCAGCUGAGGUGGCUCCACCUGGUUGGUUUCCGGUGGCCCCAAUGAAUCCCCAGACAUCCCCCACUCCUGCCAGCCUGCCUGUGGCAGCCCAGUCUCAUUACACAUCAGGGGGGAGCUUGACCACCCUGCGCUCUCCGGGACCACCACCACAAACACAUAUAGGUCAAGUCCCACAGCUGCAGCAAAGUUUACACCUCCAUCAGUCUCUCCCUCUCCAGCAGAUGUCUUAUCAGCAGUCCCCACUUCGGCAGCAGAUACCACAGCCCCGGAUGCAAACUCCCUUGCUUUCUCAGUCGCAGCCCAUACAGCCACAGACACAGCCCAUCACGCAGCUGCCUCACUCACCACCUCAGAGCCAACCUCUGUUGCCUUCCCAAAUGCCCACAUCACCAAUACCCUUGACUGGGUCUCUGCUGCCUGGCACUGGCACCAUGGCGCCUACAGAUAGUGGCGCUACCACUGGGGGGACAUUUUGCUCCUGUUCCUCCUCCUCCUCCUCCUCCUCCUCUUCCUCCUCCUGCUCUACUGCUGCUCUGCCUUCCAGUGCCAAACUUCACCCAACACCCCCCACCUCCACUCUUCCUCUGGGACAGCAAUGAAACCAAGGCGAAGAGUGAGGCUGAUAAGAAGGAGUGAUGGAAAAAACAAGUUGGAGCAAGAUGUAAAGCAAAUCAAUAUGGAAUAUUGGUUGUGUGUAUGCAAAAGAGGUGUGACCACAGUGAGCAUAUGGAUUUCAGUGUGUUUGUGGAUAAGAUGGGGAGUGAAUGUGAGAAAUGGUAGAUUCUAGUAUGUACAGACAGAGGGUAAUAUGGAACACAGGGACAAGGGGUUAUGAAAAACAGUAUGUUUGGGUGUUGAGAUGUACAAAUUCUGUAAUGUGUGAGUGCGUGCAUUUAUGAGUGUGUGUGUUUGUGCUUUCAUGCAUUUGUCCAAGUAUAUGUCCGUUAUGUGUUUUGACACAAAUUAUCAGUCAUGUUUUUGUUUUAAUCCAACUCAGUUGGACUUGAACUCUUGCUAAGCAAAGACAUGAAGGAGACACAAAACUUUUUGACAGAAUAUUGACAUUUUGUUUCAUUUGUCAGUGCUUACAGUGAAAGGACUAUCAAUUUUAAAAGUGCAAUUAGUAAUUGUCAUCGAAACUGAUCAGCAUUUGUUGUAGUGAUUUGUCUGUAAGGCAUAAAGUAUUUUUGUAGAAGCACGUUGACAAAAAACAGACUCAUAGAAUUAGCAGACCUUUAAAAGUAUAGGCCUAUAGCACAAAGUGUUUCAAUGGGCAGUGAACCAUAACACAAUUAAAACAACAGCAUGUAACACAGUAGAGCAUGGUUAAAUUAUUUGGCUAUCAUCACUACCACAAUGCCACCAAUAACACUGUUAUGCAGUGUAGUGCACAGGCACAGCAUGUACUUAUUUUAUAUUAUUUUACAUGAAGUAGUAGUGGUAAAAUAGAAAUUAUUUGAAUUAACCUGAGUCACAUUAUAUAAAUUGAGAUUAGUUAUUUUUUGCAAUGUGCUGGUAAAUUGAAAUAUGUCAUCAAUGUUCAGUGGACUCUUGUCUUGAAGUUAACUGAAUAUUCACGUGACCCAAGACUGCAUGACUCUGGCUACACUGACUUGCCUGAAAGUGAAAUCUGCACACACUUUUAUUUAUGAAUCUCACCUCUGCUGUGUGCAGCCAGCUGAGGUAAUUCAUGAGUCAUAAGUAAAUUGGUUUUCAGUAUGGUAGGCUUUUAAGUAUUUUUGCUUUCAGUUACAACACUGCAUAGCAAGGUGUCAUACUGAGGAGGAAGAUGAAAAGAAAAACUGCCAAUUUGUCAUGAAAUGGGGAGACCAUAUUCCCAUUUUGCCUUUUAGAAUUACUGCAUUUUUUGUGUGUGAGAGAGUGUAUUUUUUGUGUGUGACAAAGCUUUGUAAUACUGCUGCACUGCAUCAUAAAUUGCAUCCCUGUUGCUUUCAUUCAAAGCGGCCUCUCACAUUAAAUGUCACUGUACCCAAUUUAAAAUGUUUACUCUGAGCCCAUUUUUUGGGCUUGUCUCCUAAAAGAAGAAGAAGAAACAGAAGAAGAAGAAGAAGAAAAAAAAAUAACAAGGGAGUGCUUGGAUCUAUACAGGUCUUAAGUUUGUUGUCAAACACUUGUGAAAUCAUCACUUGGCUAUUUGUCAAGUUUGUUUGGCAUUGUACUGAUUCUUCUUUUCAAACUAUUUUGUCUUUGAUCAUAGGCUGUUAAAGUGUGAAUGAUUCUUUUAUAAGCUCAACUGUGGACUGUAAAUGUGCUUUAUGCACAGUGCAAAAGGUUUACUUAAUUGAAAAAUAAUCCAUUCCUCUAUUUCUGAAUCCACUUAAAUAAUAGAUGCAGGGAUACAAAGAGAUACAUAUACAGAUGUUUUAUUGGGUUAUCAGUGCACUUAGCCAUACACACAUUUGACCAUUAAUGGUCAGGCAUUGAUACAUUUUUGAAACCUUACUUGGUACAAUAAGUAGUCUGUAGUCAAAGCAGCAUUUCUGUUUUAUUGAAAUUUAUGAAUUGAGAGAUUUUGUGCCACAGCAAAGAGGAGAUUGUACAGGUUGUGAAAAACUGCUAAAUGUGAGUCAAAGACACACUUAAAAUAUGAAAAGUUCGGGGGGAACAGUUUGUGCUAAAGGGUAUGGUUGUUCAGAAGGAAAUUUUUUUGCAUAAUCUAUUGCAUAAUCUAGAAUUUAACAUGGUUUUCAGUAUUUAUGUUGUUUUUCCAGACAACCCACAUUUUCACAGAGAUGUAGUUCAUUUUAGUGAAGGUGAGUUACUGUGCUGUCAUGUCCAAUACUAACAUGUUGACCACAUGCCACAGCUUAAUGAUCAUGAGUCAUGAUAGGAAAUGUGGAGCUGGCCCUGUCCUUGAAGUGUUACCAAAAUGUUAUCUAAAAGAAAAAAAGAUUAUUUUUGUAUUUUGAAAUGGGGGUUGUACAAAUUGUAAAAUUGUGUUCUCAUCAUUAUAAAUCGGAGGUUAUUUGAAACUAGAAAACAUUGAUUCUCAACCCUGUUAACAUGGGACUCCCCUUCUUCCAUGUGGGCAUACCUAUCUGGAUGAAUUUGGGCAGGGGUGAUUUUUAGGUGUAUAUUGAGACAUUUUGGUCUAUUAAGAAAUGUUAAUUAAUUGUUUCAACAUGAUACUUGAUAGAAAAAUUCAAAAGAAAAAUGCUUAAAUGAAUACAUACAUAAAUAAAUGAAUAAAUAAAUAAAUAAACAAAUGGGGAGUCUCAAAAUGACAUGACUGAGAACCAAUGAUAAAAGGAUAUUUAAGCAGAGAAACCUAGAAAAUUAAAAAUAUGUUGCUGGUGAUUUAGCCUUUGUAAAUUGUAACUAAUUCAACUGUUGAUUUUAUUUAUGUUUUGUAACUAAUCGAAAUAAAUGAUGGAGUUAAACAUCAAA